Cataglyphis hispanica is the source of this 1859-nucleotide messenger RNA. RefSeq names its product popeye domain-containing protein 3-like. The record is from RefSeq and is a predicted model, not a curated record. The transcript has 7 exons. The coding region runs from base 114 to 1196 and encodes 360 amino acids. Gene Ontology annotation, cellular component: sarcolemma. NCBI's taxonomy places the organism in Eukaryota, Metazoa, Arthropoda, Insecta, Hymenoptera, Formicidae. Gene Ontology annotation, molecular function: cAMP binding.
AUACCAGGUUCUUAUCCGAGAAAUAUUAGUGAACAUGAACAGCCGAUUCUGGUAUCCUUGUUAAUACGUAAUAUUGCAUUAAUACGUAAUAGUGCAUUUUCGUUCUGAGAAAGAUGAGUCCUGGCUUAGGGCACGAUCCUUUGCCAUCGUACAACAUCACUGCUCUCGGAAACACUGCUCUCUGCUUGUGGCAACAGCCACAACACAUUUUGUUCCAGUUAGCAAAUUUCUGUUUCGCACUAUCGUAUUCGGCGCCAUCCUCUAAAAAGGGGAUUUUGUUUAUGCAUUCAGUGCUAAUCCUAGGUUUUAUGUUGCUAUCAGGAUGGGCUUGGCACGUGAUAUGCGCACCAGAUAUCUUCUCCUGGAACUUUAGCUUUCUAUUGCUCAAUAUCGGUCAAUUAGUCUACAUUGUUUAUCAGAUGAGACCCAUCAGAUUUGAUCCCGAAUUAGAAGAAGCUUAUCAUACGCUCUUUUAUCCUUUCAAAGUUUCACGAUUGCAAUUCAAGCGAUUAGUAUCGCCAGAAUUUGCGACGAUAACGUCUCUUCAUGCCGGCGAAGCGUACGCGAUGCAAAAUCUAACGAGAACCGAUAGAUUAGGUUUACUUCUCACGGGCAAAGUCAAUGUUUUGAGCGAUACUAAUUUUCUGCAUCCCAUAUUGCCCUGCGAAUUUCUAGAUUCACCGGAAUUCGAAAGUUCUCGAGCUUCUGUUGAUGAUAAAUUUAAGGUAUCUAUCAUAGCAGCGAGUUCAUGCAGAUAUCUGUAUUGGCAAAGAUCAGCUUUGGAGUAUCUGCUUGUAAAGGAAACUUAUCUUGCAACUGUCUUAACCACUCUAGUGGCAAGAGAUAUCGCAACGAAGCUGUAUGCAAUGAAUAACAAGAUAGUGACAGAUAAGGGAUCACACUUGGACAUUCGCCUUCCUACGAUUAGCGCGGGUUUAGGCAUCAAUAGCGAGUAUAGAAGUCCUCGAGCUUACAGACAGGCACAGAUCCGCAAGAAAGAAAUUAAAUCGACAUCUAACAACGUUAGCAGCGUCAAGUCCAAAGAACGCACGGUGAAUAAUUUAUCGAAGAAAGGACCGAAUAUGGAACCGCUUCCGGAGCUGCCGUCUUGCGAUGACCUGGCCUCCAGCGGUGUGGAGAGCUGGUUGGAUUCUUCUAGCAAGUAUCACAGCUGCGAAAUUGUCGACGACGAAUAGCAUUACGCCUCCUACUCGAAUUACGAGAGUUUGAUCGGCGAUGCCGAGGACGCCGAUCACGAUAUACAGUUCUUCGACUACAAGAACACAGAGUGUUGGAGACCAUACGACGAUUAACGAUAAAAAAAGUGACGGCAAUAAAGAGCAUACGCUUUUACUUUCGUUCAAAGCGUUACACUGUUGGACUUUAAUAAAACUGUCAAGACACUUUAAUUUUAAAGUAUUUAAUACUAAAAAUCUCAUAAUUAGACAUUUCAUGAAUUUCGCUAGUAAAUUCAUCAACAGCAACAGGAUUCAUCAAAGAAUAUAUUCCCACUAGUCGUAAUAUUGUACGAUAUAUUCCGUAGAUUUGUUGCCCAGCAACGAAAUUUGCAACGAAAGCACCUUUCGAAAAGUGUAUGCAUGUAAUGUAAAUUUAAUGCUUUGUACAUAUUUGUAAAUAUCAAACUUGACGACGAAUUUGGAGGAUGGAAACUUUAGUCCGAGAAAAAAAGAAACUAUGUGCUUACGAAGAUAUUUUAAUUAAUUUUUGGAAAAAGCUAAAGUGUUAAGUAAAUUUAACAUUUAUAAGCAAAUGCACACAAAUGCGCCUAUAAAAUUUUUAUAAAUAUUAAAAUCGAUCGAAGGAUUGAGCAAAGGAAGAGAAAAUCUAGAAUUUCUUAC